AUGUAUCAUCCCCAAGCGAAAAAAGAGACGGCUUUCUCACAUCAUAAACCGGUCGAAUUAUCAAAAAUUGCUGUCCACAUGUUGGGGAGCGUUCAUCAUAACUUUCAUCUUAUCAAUUCGCUACUUUUACAUCGAUCCCGAGUCGAGCUACUUCGUUCGGGCGUCAUGGCACCAUUUCCGGGACACGGUCUUCAUCUACACCGUAAUCCCGGAUUCCGACAGCGAGAACUUGCUGAAAAGGUGAUCAUUCCGCUCGGACUGAGGGACAAGGUUCGCGUCGUUGAUGUAAAAUUGACCGUCCGCUGGAAUGAGAUUAUGGAUCAAAUUGACUACUACCACGACUUAGAUGAGCGAAUCUUGAUCGACUUCCCGACCGUGAUGACAAACUUGGUGGAGGAAUUGGAACAAGGAAUGUAUGCUGCGGGAGAUGACAUGGCCUCGCCGGAUCCUGGAAUGCAAGUGUAUCACAUGGCUGCCCAGCUUUGGGCAUCCGCCCCAAUUUCUGAGGAUAUCGAGGUAGCAAGAAAGUGGGGUCAGUUGUUGGACCAGAUGCAGAAGUUUUUAGAAAAAGGGCAAAUAUUUAGUUGAGAUUUAAUAAUAUUUACAUUCAAAUUUCACAUUUCGCGUAGGUGAUGAUCAUUUAAUAUAAAAUACAUUGGAAUUUAAGCUUUGCAGAAGUAUAUAAUUUGAAGAGGGCAGAUAGUAUAAACUCCACGAAUUAUCCUUCAUUCUCUUUCUCAUACGUAUAUUUGCAUACAUAUGUAAAUACAUUAUCCACACAGACCUAGUUUUGUUUGCAAUGUAAGCCAGAUUAUGUAGCAGAAUGUGUGAAGGUUUAAUAAAAUUAAUAUUAGUGGAAACGCUAGAAUUUGUUCAGCUUGAAAACUAAUCCUAAGAUCCAUUGUAUAAAUGCGUAUUUAUUUAGUAAGUUUGAUCUACAUAAAUAAUAAUUUGGAAACUAGGAACUUAUGUAUUUGUACUUGUACAUAGAUCUAAAUUGAAGUCUGAAAACAAAAAUUUCAUUCAUUACAUAAAUUACUGAAAUGAUCAUCUUAAGAAUGUGCUGUACUGUAGUUCAUAUUUUUCGAGUUAUUAUCUUUCUAUGUACAUAUUUACAUAUAUCUAAACGAAUUAUUCCACUUGCAUGCUUAUUCAUUUCAUACAUGGACCAUGUAACAUGGUUGGUAGACACAUUUAUGUAAAUAUAUUUUUGUGCAUAUUAUUUUUAUUAAAUACUAAUAAAUAAGCAUCAUCAUUUA
This is a messenger RNA of Folsomia candida, 1259 nucleotides long. RefSeq lists its product as uncharacterized. The record is from RefSeq and is a predicted model, not a curated record. Bases 1 to 588 code for a protein of 195 amino acids. The transcript is spliced from 3 exons. Lineage: Eukaryota; Metazoa; Arthropoda; Collembola; Entomobryomorpha; Isotomidae.